AGCUUGAAACUCUGAUUCGGAGCCCAAUUCUCUCAAGUUUUUCUUUCUAAAGGUUUCAAAAAUCAUUCAUAAAACGCAAACAGCUUUCCCUUUUCAAUUUCUCGUCGUUCUUCAUUGCUGUGUUUUAAGGGUUUCUUAGGCUUCUGUAAUUUAAGGAAGCAUCUUUACUGCGCACACACUGAGUUGUUGGUUUCUCGGUGUGGAUAUUUAUUCUCAAGACCUCACCCUUGUCGAUAUUGCUCUGCGUUAUGCUUCUAAGGAAGGAAAUAAAGAAGAGCAAUUAGCAUCCAUCCAGAGAAAACAAACCAGCUAGUCAUGGAAUGUAACAAAGAUAAUGCCUUAAGGGCUAAAGAGAUGGCAGAGAAGAGGUUUUUACAGAAGGACCUUGGUGGUGCGAGACUACUUGCAAUGAAGGCUCAAGCUUUGUAUCCCAACAUUGGUGGUCUACCUCAAUUUCUUGCAACUCUUGAUGUGUAUAUUGCUGCCGAAAAAAGAAUUAGAGGAGAAAUAGAUUGGUACAAGAUCCUUGGUGCACAACCUUUGGCGGAUGAUGAAGCAAUUCGAAAAUGUUAUAGAAAGAUGGCUCUUGCUCUGCACCCAGAUAAAAAUAAGUCAGUGGGUGCAGAUGGGGCAUUUAAUCUUAUCUCUCAAGCUUGGACAGUAUUGUCUGAUAAAGCCAAGAGAACCGAAUUUGAUAGAAAGUACAUGUGGUGGGAUUCGUUAAAAGAAAUUUCUGAUGAGAAACCUACUCCUGCACCGCCUUUGAAACUGCAGACAUUUUGGACUCUGUGCACUUCCUGCAGGACAAAGUUUGAGUACUUAGCUAUGUACAGGAACUGCAAUCUUGCCUGCACCAGCUGCAACAAGUCAUUUUUUGCUUCUGAGAUACCAACCCCGUCUGUAUAUGCAAAUGCUUCAUCCACUUCAAGACCUUCUCAUAUGAAGCAACAUAACUUCAACUCAACCGGAUUGGGAAGAAACUGUCAUGUUUCGAGUAGGACACCGAUGUCUGCUGUCAACUUACCUUUUGGGUCACGUCCUUUUUCCAUGCCUGGUGGCAUUUCCAAUGUACUAUCAUCGGUUUCUAGUGCUUCUGGAGCUCCCGGUGUUUUUAGGAUGCCGUCUGAGAGUUUGAAGAGAAAGCGUGGAGAUUCGACACCUUUCAUGUGGGAAGAGGUGCGCUCGGGGAAAACUCAUGCUCCUGAGACAACUGUUGCUGGUUCAGUUUUUCAGUCUUCUUGUUUUAUGUCAAAUCCUGUUCUAAAAUCUGAUGGGGCAAGGAAGAAAAGGUGCACAGGUGAACAUAAAGCUGAUGGUGAUAGAAGAGACAUGGAAAAUGAAAUGGAAUCAAAAAAGGGUAUAAACUUGACCAAUGAGUUUGGGUCUCGGAAAAAUAGUUUUGAUGCCGGAAAGGUUAGUGCUGCUGGAAACUCCAGAAGAAAUGGUAUUAGGGACAUAUCUCAGCAGCAAAUGAAAAACAUCUUGGCGGAAAAGGCUCGAACAGAGAUUCGCAAGAAGCUUGAUGAGUGGAAGGAGAAUCAAAGAAAGCUUGAUGAGUGGAAGGAGAUUCGUAGAAAGCUUGAUGAACGGUGUGCUUCUUCUGUAUCAAAGAAUACUGAUGCAGAAGUUAGAGCGAAGGACAAAGAAAAGACUAUUAGUGGUGUGAAGCCUGCUGCAAAAAAAAUUGUUGAUUCCAAGACCAACGACAAAUGUACCUCUGCUGAUUCAGAGGUGCCUGGUUCUCUCUUAAUGAGUGUUCCAGACCCAGAUUUCCAUGAUUUUGAUGGAGAUCGAAUUGAGGACACUUUUGAUGAGAACCAGGUGUGGGCUGCAUAUGAUGAUGAAGAUGGCAUGCCGCGCUACUAUGCCUUUAUCCAUUCUGUGAUCUCAAAGAAUCCUUUCCAAAUGAAGAUAAGUUGGCUGAGCUCUAAAACCAAUGAUGAAUUGGCUCCGAUAAAGUGGGUCAGUUCUGGUUUUCCAAAGACCACUGGAGAUCUCCGACUAGGUAAACGUGCAAUCUAUAGUAGUCUCAAUUCUUUCUCUCACAGGGUCAACUGGACAAAAGGUUCAAGAGGACUUGUCCAUAUAUACCCAAAGAAAGGUGAUGUUUGGGCUCUAUAUCGGAACUGGUCCCUUGAUUGGAAUGAAUUUACUAAAGACGAUAUCAUACAUCAAUAUGACAUGGUGGAAGUGCUUGAAGACUACAGUGAAGAGCAUGGUGUGAAUGUUGCUCCACUUCUCAAGGUUGCAGGUUUCAAGACAGUAUUCCGCCAGAAUGCUGAUCCGAGAAAAGUCAGGAACAUUCCGAGGGCAGAGAUGUUUCGUUUUUCACACCAGGUACCUUCAUACUUGCUUACUGGACAAGAAGGUAACAAUGCUCCUAAAGGUUUCUUGGAGCUGGAUCCUGCUUCUACACCUAUGGAACUUCUUCGGUUGAUCACUGAUGCGGAGAUGCAAGAAAUGGAUAUGGAAAUGACGGUCAGAAAUUCUUCAAAAGAUGGAUUGAGGAACAAGAAGCAUUCAAGUAAGGAAGAAGAUUCUGUGGAAGAUGUUCCAAGAAAGGAGGUGGCUGAAGCACAGGCAGGGAAGGUGUGGCCGGAGAAUUUGCUUGUAUAUAGACGGAAGCGUUUUAGGGGAAAGAGCGAGCGGUGAAGUGGCAACUAAUUGUGAAAAACUGAAUUGAAUUGAAGAUAUUUUUUGUGUUCCAUUUAGCCACAGAGUUAGGCUCAAUUUAAAUAGUCAACAAAACCAUAGCUUAUAAUCACCAAUUCAACCUAAGCUAGAGCAGAUUUUAUUGUUUUUGCUGUAUAUUGAUGGUCCUACAAUUUUGGAUUUAGUGGUUGCAUAUGUAGGGCUCAAUGUCAGCGAUUUUCUAGCUUCUACAAACCAAUAAAAUUCAGAAUCAUUUAUUCAUCUCCA
Cicer arietinum (chickpea) is the source of this 2919-nucleotide messenger RNA. RefSeq lists its product as uncharacterized. The record is from RefSeq and is a predicted model, not a curated record. NCBI's taxonomy places the organism in Eukaryota, Viridiplantae, Streptophyta, Magnoliopsida, Fabales, Fabaceae.